AUGGCUUCUGAACUUGUGAAGAAGACUCAGAGUAUCACCACAGCAAAGGACAUGAGAGAGUCCACCCAGCUCAUAAUGAAACCUUAUGCCAACUGGGAGGAGUACCUCACACCAGCACCACUUUCCAUAGCUAUACUAGGAGAGCUGGUCUUCAUUUCCUCUUCAACUGAUUUCUCUAUCAACAAAAACCCACCCAAAGAUGGCUACAAGCACAUCAAAUACCCAGAGUCAUUCCGUGCCUGCCUCAUGCAAGUGUGUAACUCUGGCUGGUGGGCUUUUAAUGAAGCCCAUAAGAAUAUGGAUCAGAUCCGCCUUCACACUUCCACUGUACCAGCCUACAUGAAGACUGCAGUGAAGAUCCUGUUUCAGGGAAGUGAUGAGGUUGUCCAGGCCCUCCUACCUGACCAGCUGGAGAAUAUUCGGGUUAUUGCAGAUGACUGUGUGCAGUUGGCCUGUGCAGCAGAACAAAAGUUUACUGAUGUCAUCAAUAUCAUUCAAGAACUCCUGGAGGCAUGUGUGAAUGCAGAACAUUUUUAUGGGGAGGAGCUGAAUGAAAUAAAAAGGAAACUGGAAGAGGCCAAAAUGAGGGAGCAAACAUCGCGAGAAGCCAAUGAAAGAUCUAAGAAAGCAAUGAAGACAAUGGAGAAGGAAUUGGCAGAUGCGCAAGAGAAAUACAGCAAAGCAAUCGAUUCACUUCCUAGUGGAUGGGAAAUGAUUGGUAUGGAUUUCGUUGAGGGAAUAAUAGAAAGUGCGACAAGUCUAACAAAUGGACUAAUGUCUGUUACUACCUGCCCUGAUUCACAAAUGUGUCAAGCAUCAACAAUGAAGGAUACAUGCGAUAACACAGGAGUUAAGGAUGAUGCAGCAGAUGAAGUUGAUAAAAUAAACAUCAUUAGCAAGUCUGGAGAAAUUCUUCGGGCGGCAGAAAUUCUUGGAAAAUUCAUCAAAGGGGAAGAUAUCAAGUGGAAAAAGUUGUAUGACCAGAAGAAGAAGAAAACAAACACAGAUUUUGCAGCAGAGCAGUUUAAACGGAUUCAAAGUGACUUGCAAAGGUCCCCAGAUUGCGCCCCAAAACAAGAAGCUCUACGCUUAUGUGAAACUGGAAUUAACAUCUGUCAGCAGCUUGCAGAGUAUGCACCUGAAGGUCAGUGUAGCAAAGAAAAAACGGCGGAGAUCAUCUGUGAUUGGAAAGCGCUCAUUAAAUCAGCUCGUGCUUUUGACAGCAAAAGCAAGAAUGCCACAAAGUCUCCGUCCAUGACUUCAAAACCACCAAUGAUGUACCAACAGGAGAAUAAGACUGAAGGGUCCGGUAAAAAGUCUGCAAGUCAAAGGGCGACAGAGAACGCUCACUUCCGUAUUGAGCAGACUAGAGCACAACUGGACAAGACAAGAGAGACGUAUGAGAAGUGUGUGGAGAACAUGGAGAAGAACCAGAAGGAGCUGACUGACAUUUUGAUCACCAUGAGAAAGUGUGAAGUCAAGGAGAUUGACUUCAACACCACCAUAGAAAUGCUGGUCAAAGGUAUGGAUGCCAUGGGUAGAGUGAAGGAACAAUGGGAGAAGAUGGUACGCUUCUUUCAGAUGGUGUCCAACAUCGUGAAGGUCAGCCUGAACAAAACACUCCACAAUUUUGUCACAACAUCUGAGAAGACACAGAAACUGUCUUACAAUGCCAAACUGUUCUCAAAAGACCAGCUCUACAACCAGGCCUUCCAGGCAUCCAACAUCGCCAGUCUUGUCCAUAUGAUCUCAGAGACCUACACUGAGGUGUCCACCAAGUACCUGAUGGACAGAGUCAGUAGUUUGGGCAAACUCAUGGCCAUGGAUAAGAGUAAGCCAGAGUUUGAACAAGAACGUCGACAGCUACAGAAUGGGUGUGAUGAGGCACAGAAAGGUAUUCUACAACUGGUCAUCAAGAACAAAAAAGCUUUUGAGAGCAGUGCUGAUGCAAGAUUAGAGAAGAUUGAGGGGGAAUUGCUGGCCAUUCUUCCAGCUGCAGCACCAGAAGAAACCAAGGCCAUUAAAGAAGCUGUUGUUGCUGGAAUGACUGAAGAGGAAGAAUCAAACUACUGCUGA
Molecule: messenger RNA, 2076 nt
Organism: Chanos chanos (milkfish)
Lineage: Eukaryota; Metazoa; Chordata; Actinopteri; Gonorynchiformes; Chanidae
Exons: 1
Coding region: 1-2076 (691 amino acids)
Source: RefSeq, a predicted model, not a curated record